UGGUUUGAACUAGCCGCUUAGCGCAGUCGUUGGGUGCACGAUGGCGCGAUCAGUCGACAUUGGUUUUUUCUUUUCUUUUUGCCGCCGUCGUUUCUGAGCGGUGAGUCGGCCCAAAGCGUUGGACCGUCUCCGUGGUACGCGAUACUUUCACGUUAUCCACGGCCCUAACACCUCUCCAUUUUUUUUUAUUCAUUUUCCGGGUACCUCAUUAUUACUGUCAUUGUCAUCGAGAGCAACUCAAGAAGAAGAAGAAGAAGAACAAGUGGAAUCGACGCUAACAUCGGCGAGAAACGAGUUUUCGCCAUUUCUCUUCGUAAUUCUCCUCUCUCUCUCUCUCUCUCUCUCUCUCCCUCCCUCCCUCUUCAGUGUUUCUCUUUUACCGAUCGAUUCCCUACUACCACCACUACAACCAUCAUCAACAUCAUCACUUCUACCAGACGGUUUAAUACAUCGCCAACGUCUUUUGGGAGGAAAUUAAUCCGAGGACUCUCCGUAUUCUCCGUUCAGGAACGUACGGCGACUAAACGAAAAGAAUUUCGAAGGCCUUACCUUCGAGAGAGCGACCGACUACGGACGAGAUAAGCAACUCGUUCUCUCUUCACGAAGAUCUAUCUCCAUCCGUCCAAGGAAGGACCCAACCGCGGCGGGAUACAUACACGCAAGGCACCGCAACGAAAACCGCGCGGGUCCGAGCACAAGUGAUAUACGUACACAUGUGUAUUCCUAUCUUCUAUUACUUGUAUAUGUACGUGCACGCAUGCACGCAUAUUUACGUAUACAAAUGUAUAAAUGUACAUACAUUAUCUACGCGACGUACCUCGAAGAAACUAGAGCUUAACGGUAUUAAUAUUAGUUGUCGUUUAAGAAACGCGUGAACGUUCGAUAAAAACUCUUCUAUACCGUACAACAACAAUAACGGUCGUGCACCGGUCGUGCACCGUGCCAACUCGGAAAAGUUGAUGCUUCCGCGUUCGGUGUUCGACGAGUUUAAAGUGUGUUCAAGAAGAUUAAUCUGAUAAACGAAACGACAAUACAUAGACGCGAAGAACGAAGACAAAAAUCUACGGAUCUCUCACCGAGCGAGAGGAAAGAAGAACAAAAUAACUGUGUGGCGGAAAUAAAUCGUUAAAUACGGGAUAGCCAACAAUAUGAGAGUGGGGACUACGAGGCAACAUCCACUACAAACGACACGUAUUUCCAACAAUGGAAAGUUCCUGGUUAAUACGAAUAAUCAGGAGGUCCAACAGCAGCAGCAGCAGCAGCAACAACAACAACAGCAGCAGCAGCAACAGCAGCAGCAACAGCCGCAACAACAACAGCUGCAGCAACAAUCGCAAAUAUCCCAUCACCACCAUCAUAACCACCGUCAUCAACAACAUCAUCAUCAUCAUCACCAUCAUCGUUAUAGGCAGCAUCCGUAUCAGCAACAUCAUCAACGACAACAGUCGGCGGCAACGAACAGUGAGGAAAAUACGAGCGCGGUCGUUCCGCUCGUCGGAUUCUCGAGUAGCGAGCCAACGGCACGGAACGUCGAGCAUCACGGACCAACCAUUCUCGGGGAUAGAUUCGUUCUUCUUGGUCCGGCGGAAGGCAGUGCACUUUACAGAUGCGUCGACGUCCAAACCGAUCAGCAGCUUGUCGCCAAGGCCCUGAGUCAAGGUGACAAAGGAUGCGAAGCGUUGCUACAAGCACAUCUUCGAUUGGAGGGAACGGAGGCGGCAAGCGGACUCGCUGGUAUCGUCGAAGGUAGCGGUGGUCGACGUUAUCUUCUUUUGGAGGGUCAUCAUGGUGAUUUGCACGCUUACGUUAGGGCACGCAGGAGAUUGCGCGAGCCUGAAGCGAGACGACUCUUCCGGCAAGCAGCCAAGGCCGUUGCCACGUGUCACGAAUACGGCGUCGUCCUCAGGGAUCUCAAACUUCGAAAAUUUGUCUUUGCGGACGAAGCCAAAACGCAACUACGAUUGGAGAGUUUGGAGGAUGCGGUGAUCGUGGAUAAGGAGGACGACAAGUUAACCGAUCGUCGAGGUUGCCCGGCCUACGUUGCACCGGAAGUUCUCAGAUCGGGAAGAGCUUAUUCCGGAAAGGCAGCAGAUAUUUGGUCUCUUGGCGUCCUUCUUUAUACGAUGCUGGUCGGGCGUUAUCCGUUCAACGACGCGGAACAUGCUACGCUCUUUGCAAAAAUUUCACGAGGGCAGUUUGCUGUGCCGGAAUGUCUCAGUCCCCGCGCAAGGUGUCUCAUUCGAUCCUUGCUAAGAAAAGAACCGUCGGAAAGACCGGAUGCUGAGGACGUCCCGCUUCAUCCUUGGCUCUCGAAACCACUUCGUCUUUCUUCGCCUUCGCCUUCACCUACGCCUUCGCCUUUGCACUCGCACUCGCAUUCGCAUUCAACGUCAUCUUCCUCAUCGUCCUCGUUGUCGUCGUCGUCGUUGUCGUCGUCGUCAUCGUCGUCGUCGUCGUCGUCGUCGUCGUUUCCAUCUUUAUCCUCUUCGACAUACUCUUCCUCUUAUUUCCCUUCGGGGAGAUCCGCUUCUCAGGACCAGAUCGUACCGGAGCUCGUUAACGAUCCUCGACAAGACUGACUCUUCGAAGAAGAGACGAUUAUUAUCCUUUAUUCCGCGCGUUAAUAGCGCCAGCUCUACGUCUUAUUUUUUCAAAGAAAAUCUUUAAACUAAUGUAAGAAAAGAAAGACAUGCAUAUUAUUUUCAAGUCAAAAAUUGCGCCAAGAUCCUCGUCUCUUUUCGCAGAGACUACCGAUCUCUUAUUUGUAUAAUAUAUGUAUUAUAUAUUUCGUGUCAUUCGCGUCUCGUAUUCGUCCUCAUCUCCUACCAUUUCUCUUCGCUCCCUCAUCGUUUUUACGCCAACAAGCUCCUUUCCGAAUGUCGUUUAAUAUUUCAAAUGAGAAUGAACGACGGCCGCGAGUUUCUACGCGAUACGAUCGAAAUAGAAUCCUCGAUUUCAUGUGUAUUUUCAAGAUUAUUCAAACGCAUCGUGUCGUUAAAAAAACACGAAUCUAAUAUUUUUUACCAAUAGAUCCAUGUCUUUCGAAUCUUUCGAUCGUAUCUCGUACACGACUUCUCCGCUCCUCGAGAGGUGGAUAAGGGCACGAAAAACGAUUUAAAUCUUAGAUAUUAGAGAUACGUUAUCGUUGUUGCAUCGGCUUUGCGAUCUAAAGCGCGUUAGUUAGAGUUAUUCCGUACAAUCGAUCAUAGUUCAAGGUCUUUUUAUUUUCUAAAAAAAGUGCAACGUUUAUUUAUUAAGGGAUGUAACGAAAAUUGAUUUUUAAAACAAGAAUAAGAAUAAUUUCAGAACGCGUGCUGCGAGUAAGAGGAUGUUUGGAAAGUACCAAGUGUUCUUCUAUUUGAUACCUUUAAAAAAAUAUCAUUUUAUAUAACGUCUCUCUACGGAAGUAAGACUAAAAAACAAACAAACUCGCUAGAUCGCUAGAUCGAGGAAAGCUUCCUCCUCCCUUCUCUUUUUCCAUUUAUUUUCUCUAACUAUAUCUCAUCGAUUCACAUACUCUAGGUGCGUCUUUAGAUACGUUAAAAAGAAACAUUCUUCGUAUCGUUUUAGUCAGGGUAUAAUGCAACUAUAAGCACCUUCUUCGCAAACGGUCUAUAUGUAUAUAAUUUUCAUCGACAUCAUCCUACCGAAAGCUACAAGAAGACAAACGAAUAACUUUAAUAAUUAGGAAGGAUAACGACGUUUCUGUACAUAGGCGAAAUAAAGUAAUGUUUACGACAUAAUUUUA
Messenger RNA from Polistes canadensis, 3748 nucleotides. RefSeq names its product tribbles homolog 2 (gene trbl). NCBI's taxonomy places the organism in Eukaryota, Metazoa, Arthropoda, Insecta, Hymenoptera, Vespidae. The record is from RefSeq and is a predicted model, not a curated record. Gene Ontology annotation, biological process: regulation of MAP kinase activity; positive regulation of proteasomal ubiquitin-dependent protein catabolic process; protein phosphorylation. Gene Ontology annotation, molecular function: ATP binding; protein kinase activity; mitogen-activated protein kinase kinase binding. The transcript is spliced from 4 exons. Bases 1149 to 2579 code for a protein of 476 amino acids. Gene Ontology annotation, cellular component: nucleus.